Messenger RNA from Betta splendens (Siamese fighting fish), 2922 nucleotides. RefSeq names its product echinoderm microtubule-associated protein-like 4 (gene eml4). NCBI's taxonomy places the organism in Eukaryota, Metazoa, Chordata, Actinopteri, Anabantiformes, Osphronemidae. The record is from RefSeq and is a predicted model, not a curated record. Gene Ontology annotation, biological process: microtubule cytoskeleton organization. Gene Ontology annotation, cellular component: mitotic spindle. Gene Ontology annotation, molecular function: microtubule binding.
CGGGCUCGACUGGCUUUUCCUCUCUCUCACAACUGUGGAAAAACCCGGACGGAGGCCCGCAGUGUGUGCUGAACCUCCCGCAGGCCUCCGGCCCGGAUCCCUCCCAGCUCCCUGAAAAUGGACGGUUUCACUGGCAGCUUAGAGUCUCAUCCAUUUUCCACUGUAGAGGAGGGUGCAGAUCUGAGCGUUUCUGAUGUCAACGACCGUCUCUCGUCUCUGGAGCUCCGUGUCCAGCAGCAGGAGGAUGAAUUGACUGUGAUGAAAGCUGCCCUUGCUGAUGUUCUUCGUCGACUUGCUGCUUCUGAAGACUCUGCUGCCUUGUCAAGUAAAAAACUGCAAGGAGGGAAAGGUGGUGUUGCACUUCGUGAAGCCUACUCAAUGUCCUGCAUUGCUAAUGGAGGAACUUCUGGACGAAAAAGAGACUCCACCUCAGUCACCAGGAGGGAGACAGUGUCAUCUGCCGCCAAGAGUGGAGCUGAGAGGAAAAAAGAGGUCAGCAACAUACAGAUGGAGGAAAUCCAGGAACGCGAGGAGCCUCCUCACCAAAAGGAUCCAUCUCCUUUAUCUCCCCACCCAUCCCAAAGUCCACACACAACCCAUCAGCAGAAACCAGCCCAGUCUCUUGACAGCAGCAAAACCCAAGUUACUGCAAAAAGGGGUCUGAGUGUGAAGCGGUCGGCAGGUAUGGAGCGUUCUCAGAGCAGCAACUGGGACGGCUCAGAGGAAAACCGGAACAAACUGGUGAAAGCUGCAUCCACCUCAAAGCUGCUGGCUAAAGUGGUGAAGAACGCAGAAAGAAACAAAGACCCAGUCAUGAGUCAAGCUAAAAUAUCAACUCGAGAGAAAAACAGCCAAGCAGAUGGGAACCACAUCAAGAUGUUCAUGCGUGGACGGCCAAUUACCAUGUUUAUACCUUCAAACGUAGAGAACUACUUGGACGUUAGAACAGAACUUCCCUCAGAAAGACUCAAGUUGGAAUGGGUGUAUGGUUACCAUGGCAGAGACUGCCGAGCAAACGCCUACCUCCUUCCAACCGGUGAGGUUAUUUACUUCAUUGCCUCUGUUGUGGUCCUUUUCAACUAUGAGGAACGGACUCAGAGACAUUACCUAGGACAUACCGACUCUGUCAAGUGUUUGGCCAUCCACCCUGACAAGAUACGAAUCGCUACAGGGCAGAUUGCAGGAGUGGACAAAGACGGGCGGGCUCUGCAACCUCAUGUCCGGAUCUGGGACAGCGUUAGUCUUUCCACUCUGCAGGUCAUUGGUUUGGGCACCUUUGAGCGAGGCGUUGGCAGCCUGGCUUUCUCGAAAGCUGACUCUGGUCAGCACCUGAGUGUAAUUGACGACUGUAAUGAUCACAUGUUGACUGUGUGGGAUUGGCAGAAGAAGUUAAAACUAGCCGAAAUCAAGUCUACUAAUGAUGUGGUCCUGGCUGUGGAGUUUCACCCUACCGAUCCAAACACCAUUGUAACCUGUGGAAAGUCCCACAUCUUUUUCUGGACCUGGUCAGGGAACUCGCUGACUCGUAAACAAGGAAUCUUUGGAAAAUAUGAGAAGCCAAAGUUCAUUCAGUGUUUGGCCUUCCUCAGUACUGGAGACAUAUUGACUGGAGACUCUGGAGGAGUCCUGCUGGUCUGGACCAGGAGCUCCACAGAGACCCCUAACACUAAGGGCCCUAGAGCAUUUCAGAUCAAUCGACAGGUCAAAGGUCAUGAAGGCAGUGUUUUCUGUAUGUGUGAGAUGAGAAGUGGCACUUUGCUGACUGGAGGGGGCAAAGACAGGAAAAUCAUUCUGUGGGACCACGAGCUAAGGGCUGAGCGGGACAUUGAGGUUCCAGAUCAGUAUGGAACCAUCCGGGACUGUGUCUCAGGGGAAAGGUGAAGAGUUUUCGUUGGUACAUCUCGCAACUAUAUUUUGAGAGGAACCUUCAACGAUGGCUUUGUGGCUCUGGUCCAGGGUCACACGGACGAGUUGUGGGGUUUGGCAUCUCACCCGUCCAGACCGGUGUUUCUGACAUGUGCUCAAGACCGACUUGUAAGUCUCUGGAACUCUGUGGAUCACAGUCUGCAGUGGAGCCAUUCCCUGGAGGAACAUGGACACUGUGCCGAGUUUCAUCCCAGCGGAGCUGUGGUGACCAUUGGAACACAUUCUGGAAGGUGGUAUGUUCUGGAUGCAGAGACCAAAGAUCUUGUGGGGAUCCACACUGACGGAAAUGAGCAGCUGUCAGUAAUGCGUUUCUCUGUAGAUGGUGAUUUCCUGGCUGUUGGGUCUCAUGAUAACUUCAUUUACCUCUACACUGUCGCUGACCAGGGACGCAAGUACAGCCGAUAUGGGAAAUGCUCAGGACAUUCCAGCUACAUCACACACCUGGACUGGUCACCAGACAACAAAUUUAUCAUGUCCAACUCUGGAGACUAUGAGAUCCUGUACUGGGAUGUUCCAAAUGGAUGUAAACUGAUCCGAAAACCGGUCAGAGUGAAAGAUAUUGAGUGGGCGACGUACACCUGUGUACUGGGAUACCACGUGUUUGGCGUCUGGCCUGAGGGCUCAGAUGGCACCGACAUUAAUGCUCUCAUGAGAUCUCACAACAAGAAGGUGAUCGCUCUGGCCGAUGACUUUUGUAAAGUCCACCUGUUUGCUUACCCUUGCUCGACUGCUAAGGCUCCCAGCCAUAAAUAUAGCGCCCACAGCAGUCAUGUGACCAAUGUCAGCUUUUUGUACAACGACAGCCACCUGAUCUCAACUGGUGGGAAGGACACCAGCAUCAUGCAGUGGCGUUUUGGUUGAGAAGUCACCGCUCGGUGAUGGCCUGCUGUGCAGUGCUGCCACGCGCCGCUCAGAGCCCGUCUUCUCCCUGCCACCAGCCAAUGGGACGCAGGAACCUCCCCCACAAACCCCACCUCCCACAGAGGUAGACCCACC